Messenger RNA from Dracunculus medinensis (Guinea worm), 1062 nucleotides. The record is from the annotation of a GenBank genome assembly. NCBI's taxonomy places the organism in Eukaryota, Metazoa, Nematoda, Chromadorea, Rhabditida, Dracunculidae.
AAAUAUAUGGAAAAAUUCGCAUCGGAUUGUUUAGCCGCUCAAACCUUAGCGAAUAGCGUAUAUUUUAUUUUGUUGAUAACUGUCGUAGCGAUCAUAUCAAUGAUUGGAAUAAUUGUACAAAUUAUCAUUAUGAAAAAAUAUGUUAUAUGUAUGGCAAUUCAUGAAAAUACUCGAAUACUUCUCGUUGCUCAUCAGAUUUAUCUAAUUUUACAUUGCGUAGCAAGAAUUGUUGCCCAUACAGCCGAUCUCAUUGUUUUCCAUUGGAAUUAUCACGAUCCAUGUAUGUAUUUAUCAACGCCAUUAAGAUGUUUUAUCAUUCGAACACCAAUUACGUUUACAUUCUAUUCGAUACCGUGUUCGAUAUUAGUAUUAACCGCCGAAAGAGCUAUUGGAACUUAUCAGUCAGCAAAAUAUGAACGAAUGGGUCGAUCAUUGGCAUACAUUUUGAUUUUCAUCGAUAUUUUUCUGCCAGCUGCUUUAGUAGUAUUUACUUUAUAUGGCUUAGAUACCUUUGGAACUACAAAAAGUCGAAUAUAUUGCUCUUCAGUUGAGAAAAAUAAUUUGAAACGAGGCAACUUCGCAGCAGUAAUUCUAUUUCUAAUCGAAAUCGGCUCAGUUUUCUUGCUUCGUUUAUUAUUACACAUAAAUAUGCGAAUACGCCAAAAUCGGAUCGAAAUUGAUUUAUCACAACGCUAUCAGUUGAAGGAAAAUAUUACUUCGAUUACUACUAUUGCACCAUUGAUUUUGUGUCAUUCGAUUUUCUAUUCGAUCUUUUUAUUAGCUUUUAUCAUUUAUUUUGUAAUAAAGCCAGCUUUUUCACAGGAUGGUUUUGCCAUUUUUCUUGAAAGUGGGUGUUCAAUUAACGCCAGUUUAUUCAUUAUUAUUUGCGUUUGUGCUGGUUUAUACGGAACAACGCUACCGAUCGCUGAUAUGUGUCUUAAGGAUUUUUUGAGGACGUGCGCCAUUUCAGGGACGGACUUGGAAGGACAUAGAGGGAUCCACUGGCAUGCUGUUUCGAAUAAGGAUAAACCAUCAGAUUGGAAAUAUUUUAGCGAAAUAUAA